This is a messenger RNA of Drosophila rhopaloa, 2459 nucleotides long. RefSeq lists its product as uncharacterized. Gene Ontology annotation, biological process: synapse organization. The record is from RefSeq and is a predicted model, not a curated record. Lineage: Eukaryota; Metazoa; Arthropoda; Insecta; Diptera; Drosophilidae. The coding region runs from base 468 to 2054 and encodes 528 amino acids. The transcript is spliced from 8 exons. Gene Ontology annotation, cellular component: neuron projection membrane.
CCUACGUGCUCGCCGGAUAGAGCGCAUGAAUAAAACGCACCUGUCUUCGUAUUUCUGACCGUCUAAUGUGGAAUAGUCCUAGCACGUUAUUUUGUUGUGUAAAAUUGUGUUAAUUUUGAAGCGAAAAGAGUCGCAGAGAGCAAGAACUAAAUUAUACUUGGAUCAAGUAAUAUUUUUGUUGUAUUUUUUUUGCAAACCUAAUACAAAAGUGCAAGUGUUUUGGUUCAAAUGUGUCGUGUGCUAACAACAGAAGUGGUUCCCAAUUCGCGACAGUUCCUGGUAUCUUGAAUGGUAGGCACAACACACUGCUGCACAUGUAAUUCAAAUGGUAAAGAGAAAAGUUAAGGAUUUGCACAGCUAUCGACAAGAUUCAGUGCCAGAAAGCAGCUGAGUUUUUUCGGAACUAUGAUGAAGGUUUCUGAUUUCUCUCGAGCACAUUCCGUAAGUCACGUCGCCCCGUGCAAAGGAUGAGGCUUUCCAAAGGAUAUAGGACAUUAUCACCAGCAUCGAACGCUGCCCAGACGCUGCCACUCUCCUACAACUCACAAACUAGUCUGAGCCUCCUUCGGCUGCUCGCGAUUGUCUCGUUGAUUGGAGUUGGAUCGCAAGUUCAUGUUCUAUGCACGGAAUCCGUCGAACAAAAAGCAACCUCGGGCAGUACACAUCCCGGAAUCAGCGAGAACCGUACUUUACCUUUUGAUGACUAUAAUAAAACUAAGACGACGCUAUCAACUGCUGGUUACCUGACAGCCACGAGGGCAACCCUAUACUCGUUUUCGUCGCAGGACCAAGACCAGUCCCAAAUGCCAAUAGAAGCGUCGAACUCGAACUCGAACUCGUCCCUCAGUGCAUUCCCAACGAAAAGGAGCCGUGACAAGACACCCAUGGAAAUACCAGUGGGCAUUGAGAUUAGCAGUAGCCCUCCAAUCAAAAAACUAGUUGACAUUAUUGGGCGCGUGGGGAGCACUGAUCAGCUUCCGACAGUGACCAUGCCCACCACGGCAUUCGCAUCCCCGAAGGUCGACCGCAGUACCGUAAAGCAGUCCAUAGACUCCACGCGCACGAGAAAUCAUUGGACAGCGAGUGGAUUCUACCGUGUUACAGAACGACCGCGGAGCAAGCACCACCACGAGCACCACUGGGGACCCUUCUUCGAGGAGCCCCUCAACUCGGCCACCUCGGGCGACAACCUCGUGUCCGCAGUGCAUUUGUUCACGGAAGCAGUGCUCAACUGCCGAGUUGGUAUGCUCAAGGACAAGACAGUCAUGUGGGUCAGACGAACGGCGGAAAAGGUGUCCCUUCUGACUGUUGGUAACGUCACCUACAGUGGAGACCCGAGGAUUCGGGUGAAGUUCCAGUACCCGAAUAAUUGGCGGUUACUCAUCAAUCCAACACAGACUGAAGAUGCCGGAGUUUACAUGUGCCAGGUUUCCACCCAUCCACCCCGAGUAUUCACUACAAAUCUCACUAUCUUGGAACCCCCCCUAAGAAUAAUUGAUGAGCACGAGAGGGAUGUAGGGGACCGCUAUUAUAAGUCAGGAAGCACCGUCGAUCUCCAAUGCCAAAUAUCACGCAGCUUUUUCCAGAAAGAACGCCAUUCCAUUCUGAAGUCAACCGAUUCUGUUGAUGCUGUACAAAAACCAUUUAAUGAUACGACCAGUGAGCUUAAUUUAUUCGGGAACACAAGUCAGACCCAAGUUAAAUUCUCUGGACAGGAUCUGGAAAAAUACUUUACCAAGUUUAUAACCUGGGCAAAAGACGAAGAACCACUCCAAGGAAUGACCAAUAAGCGCUUAAGUGUUUCCGAUGUAUGGCUUACCAGCCGUAUUUCCAUUGGCGAUGCAAAACUCUCGGAUAGUGGAAACUAUUCCUGUUCUCUCGGCAGACUGUUUACCGUGAUUGUCCAAGUACAAGUGCUCACAGGGGAACUACCCGCGGCUGUCCAGCACAAUCUAGCAUCAAGGCCCGAAGUAUGUUAUCUUGUGCCGUUGGGACUUCUCCUUGGACUCCUUUUCGUACUCAAUUUCCUGGAAACAGAAAGUCGAGAAUUCUGAGGCAUUUACUGUGGUCGGCAUCAGAAACUGAAGCCAUUCGAUUUUCACAAACAAUUAACCAAUAAUAUUAAGGAUAAAAGAGAUUGGCUGGUUCUAAACAAAUGUUUUAGUUCUAAAAUUGAGAAUCAGAGGAUGAUUUCAUUACAUAUUUAUGUUAUAGUGCCUAUGGUGUAUAAGUAAUGAAGACUUAAACUUUUUUUUAAAAAAAUAUUCUUGAAAAUCAAAUGGAAAAUCAUUACUUGCUAAAUAUAAAGCUAAAGUCCGGAAACAAUAAUAUUCCAGAUUAUUACGAAAAACCCACAGCUUAAAUUAUUUCAAAUUGAUUUAUUAAUGAUGUUGACAACUCGUAAGUUUUUUAUGAUACCUCUUAAAGAGUUUAGAAAAAAAAUGUUUAUGUUAACUUUC